Protopolystoma xenopodis is the source of this 477-nucleotide messenger RNA. NCBI's taxonomy places the organism in Eukaryota, Metazoa, Platyhelminthes, Monogenea, Polystomatidea, Polystomatidae. The record is from the annotation of a GenBank genome assembly.
AUGUGCUGGCAGCGCUCAAGACGUGGACUCCGGCCCGCAGCGCAAAGAGUACGGGAUCAAUACGGCCGUACUAGCCAAUCACGUGAGAAGCAGGCGACAGUUUGUGAGAGUCACUCUGUGCCGACCGGUGCAAAAUGGAUAGAACGGAGACACAAUCACAGCCGAGACAAGAACCAAUCACAGCCAAGUAUUGAUCGAAUGUCAGUGGUGGAUCUGAAAGGCAGGCUCACCCGACCGCCCGAGGCGUCAGCAGAAUCGGCGCAAUUGCCUCGACUGGAGCACAGUUGGACGCGGGCGGUUCGUGAAUUGGCCGCACCUGAAUUCGCACGCGCCGUGCUUCGCUUUCUGGUGCGGCCAACUGACGAACCGCUGCGGGCCAACUGUUCCGACGCAAUGAGAAGUCAGAAGAGACGAGCCCACCGACGGAUUCUUCAAGGUACAAUUGAGCGAAACGCCGUCCCUGUUGUUGGGCUUUGA